AUGGCCUCUCAAGCCGCGAAGCGUGUUUUGGUCGUUGCAGGCAUGUAUUUUCAGCGCAUCGGAAAUGGCUCUGGUACUGGGGCAUCUACUGCACGAUUAUUCGCGAAGAACGGUUAUAGCGUUGCCCUCAUCGCCAGAGGCGGAGACUUCGUAAACAACCUUGCGACCGAGAUCAAUUCGUCUGGGGGCCAGGCAGCACCGUUCACCGUCCCAUCGUACACGCACGAUGGCAUCACCUCAGCCUGGGAUGCGAUCCACCAGCGCUUCCCCAAGCCCGAAUACGCUAUCCGUGCUGCACUCUUCAACGUAGGGUACGGAGUCUGGAAGCCUUUCCUCGACAUAACUCCGCAGGAAGUCCAAGAGUCGCUGAACACCAACGUCGCCGCAGCCUUCUCCUUCUCCCGUGGGGCGAUCCUCGCGUUCAAGGACAAUGACAUCGAGGAACCUAACGGGAAGCGCGGCGCGCUGAUCUUCACGGGCGCCACUGCGAGCACUCGAGGCAACGUACUGACGAGCGCAUUUGCAGCUGCGAAGUUCGGUACCAGGGCUCUUUCUCAGAGUUUGGCGAAGGAGUUCAAUAAGCAGAACAUCCAUGUUGCCCACCUAUCAAGGUUGAUCGUCCAGGUCAAACCAAGACCUCCGGACCAGCAGGAGAGUUUGACGCUUCGGUCAGACUGGAGCCCGAUAGCAUCGCAGCUGUAA
Cyclocybe aegerita is the source of this 702-nucleotide messenger RNA. Lineage: Eukaryota; Fungi; Basidiomycota; Agaricomycetes; Agaricales; Hemipholiotaceae. The record is from the annotation of a GenBank genome assembly.